Megalops cyprinoides (Indo-Pacific tarpon) is the source of this 3235-nucleotide messenger RNA. It is a transcript of the gene shkbp1, whose product is annotated as SH3KBP1 binding protein 1. Gene Ontology annotation, molecular function: protein binding. Bases 111 to 2648 code for a protein of 845 amino acids. The transcript has 18 exons. The record is from RefSeq and is a predicted model, not a curated record. Lineage: Eukaryota; Metazoa; Chordata; Actinopteri; Elopiformes; Megalopidae. Gene Ontology annotation, biological process: protein homooligomerization.
AUGCACGGCACAGGAAAAGUGUUCUGUUUGGACACUCUUCCGAUUAACGUUGAUAUUGAUUACAGAAGUAUUUAGCUAUACAUGUGAGGAUAAUGAUCAGGGCUUAAGGCAUGGCUAACCUACCUAGAACAGGAGAAAUUAUUCACCUAAACGUGGGAGGAAAAAGGUUCAGCACAUCAAGGCAGACUCUGACGUGGGUCCCUGAUUCUUUUUUCUCAAGUCUUCUGAGUGGUCGGAUAUCUACACUGAAAGAUGAAACAGGAGCGAUUUUUAUUGAUCGGGACCCAUCUCUCUUUGCGCCGAUCCUCAACUUUCUUCGCACCAAAGAAUUGCACCCCAGGUCAGUCAAUGUGCACUUACUGAUGCAUGAAGCUGAGUUCUAUGGAAUCACUCCAUUAGUUCGGAAGCUGCAGCUCUGUGAUGAGCUUGACCGCUCCUCCUGCGGGACUGUCCUCUUCAACGGGUACCUCCCACCUCCAGUGUACCCGGCGAAGAAGAGGAACCGGCACAGCGUGGCAGGGCCACAGUUCAUGAGCGGCCGUCCAGGCCCUACGGAAAGGGUGCCAGUGAGACGCAGCAACACCAUGCCACCCAACCUCGGCAAUGCUGGCAUACUAGGCAAAGUGCUAGUGGAGGAGAGGCCCACGGGGCAAGUGGGCGACCCGGGCAUGGUCCGCAUCAUAUGUGGACACCACAACUGGAUCGCUGUGGCCUAUGCCCAGUUUGUGGUCUGCUACAGGGUGAAGGAGUCGUCCGGCUGGCAGCAGGUGUUCACCAGCCCGCGCCUGGACUGGGUGAUUGACAGGGUGGCACUCAACGCCAAGGUGAUGGGCGGCUCCCUGGGGGACAACGACAAAAUGGUGGCAGUGGCUUCCGGUACAGAGAUUAUACUCUGGGCCAUCUGCCCGGAUGGAAACGGCAGCGAAAUCGGUGUCUUCAGUCUGAACGUGCCUGUGGAGGCUCUCUUCUUUGUUGGAAAUCAGCUGAUCGCCACCAGCCACACGGGUAAAGUGGGUGUGUGGAACGCUGUGACCAAACACUGGCAGAAUCAAGACGUGGUUCCCAUAAACAGCUAUGACACAGCUGGCUCUUUCCUGUUGCUUGGAUGUAAUAAUGGAUCCAUAUAUUAUAUCGAUGUCCAGAAGUUCCCCUUAAGGAUGAAGGACAAUGACCUCUUGGUGACGGAGCUGUACCGCGACCCCAGCGAAGAUGCCAUCACUGCCCUCAGUGUCUACCUCACGCCCAAAACAAGCGACAGCGGGAACUGGAUCGAGAUUGCCUAUGGGACCAGCUCGGGCACCGUGCGGGUCAUCGUCCAGCACCCUGAGACCGUGGGCUCCGGCCCCCAGCUCUUCCAGACCUUCUCCGUCCACCGUAGCCCUGUCACCAAGAUCAUGCUGUCGGAGAAGCACCUCACCUCAGUCUGCGCGGACAACAACCACGUGCGCACCUGGACGGUGACCCGUUUCCGGGGCAUGAUUUCCACCCAGCCCGGCUCCACCCCCCUGAACUCCUUCAAGAUCCUGUCCCUGGAGGACAUCGACGGCCACGCGGGCUGCAGCGCUGGCACGGAGAUCGGGCCCUAUGGGGAGAGGGAUGACCAACAGGUGUUCAUACAGAGAGUGGUGCCAGAUACCGACAAGCUCUAUGUGCGCCUCUCCUCCAAUGGGAAAAGGCUGUGUGAAGUGCGCUCAGUGGAUGGCACCUCCAUCACUGCAUUCAUGGUGCACGAGUGCGAGGGGUCCAGUCGCAUCGGCUCCCGCCCACGCCGCUACCUCUUCACCGGCCACAGCAACGGCAGCAUCCAGAUGUGGGACCUCACCACUGCCAUGGAGAUCGCAGGAAAGGUGGACGCCAAGGCCCUGGGUGGGCCCACGGUGGAGGAGCUGCUGCAGCUGCUGGACCAGUGUGACCUGGCGCUGACCCGCACCCCCGACAUGAGCCCUGCGGCCUCCUUCGCCCACUCCUCCACCCCUCGCGCGUCUACGUGCAGCCUGCAGUCACAGUCGAGUGAGAGCUCCCGGGGGUCCAGGGGCGCGGGCCCCUUCACGGGCAGCCUGCCCCGCCAGGCCCCGCCGGUGCCUCUCAGCAAGCCCCGGGACGUGGGCAUGGCAGGGCUGUCCCUUCACCCCCAGCACCUGGGCCUCAGCCAGGCCUCCCUGAGCAGCACGGGCAGCCCCCGCUCCGCCCGGGGUCACCCGGAGCGCCGGUCCCCGCCCGACGCCAAGGACAGCGCCGCGCCCCCGAGGCGGGGCAGCUUCGUGGAACGCUGCCAGGAGCUGGCCAAGAGCUCGGACGUGGACGCGGGCGCGGGGCGCCGCAGCCUGGCCGUGUGCAACGAGCUGGAGGCACGGCUGGGCCUGCGGACCCCCUCCUCCUUCUCUGCCGCGUCGUUCUUCCCCGCCGCGGCCACGUCCUCCUCCCUGCGCAAAACCCCGCACCCCUCGCCUUGCCCCGCCCCCAGCCCUGCCCCUGCAGCAGCGGCCACGCCCAGUCGUGCCCAGCCCUCCUCCUCCCCCCGGCACCCCAGCGCCUCCCCGCCCCCUGAGGCCCCGCCUUCUGAUGCUGCCGCUGGCUCCGCCUCUGAGGGUCACGCCUCCCCAACCUCUACUAGCCCAAAACCCCGCAUGAAUGAGACCAGUUUCUGAUUUAUAAUUGAUCAGGGGGCUUUGGCCAGUGAUGUUUUCCAUGAAGAUGGAAAUAAGAGUGGAACUCCCAUGAUACCCCUGGAUGAAUUUGGGCUGGGUGUAGUGCCAGUUUUUUUUUUUUUUUUAUGAAUUGCCCUCUGUUUUAAUAAGUCACCUUUUCUCAAAAGUAAGGGCGAAACUCAAGUCUCCCAACUGAUCAUGAAGUUCAGCUCUCCAUGAUUGUGGUAUUCUGACCCCUACUGUUUAAGGGCUUUUAAACCUCCAAAGGGAGAAUAAUUACUGCCCUUCCUUGCAAACCUGCCAUUGGUUUUAGCUUUAGUGGCAAAAGCUUGUUUGGUAAAAACCAGUGGGUGGAUGUGUUUGCAGCAUUUAAAUGUUGCAAGAAGCUUUGGGUGUAUAAACCUUUAUUUUUCCUUAUCUUAAAGAUACAGGAGUACAUUAACACUGAAAAAAGGUUCUAAUUUACCCAUUAGAAAUACUGUCAUUAGAAAUGUUGUUAUUCAUUAAAUAAAAAUAGUCAUUGCAGAAAAGUAAAGCUGAGGUGCAUAAGAAUGAUUUUAAUAACAUAAUAUUUCAGAUUAUUAAUU